AUGGGCGCCGAGUCGCGGGACCAUGGGGCUGCAGACACCAAGAAGCGAAAGAGGAAUCGCAAGGCGCCUCCAGAUAGGAAAUUCGACUGCCAGCAUGAAGGCUGUGGGAAGAGCUACUCCCGCGCCGAGCAUUUACAUCGACAUCAGCUGAAUCAUACCCCCAAACAGAUUUAUCGCUGCGACUUUCCGGACUGUUACAGGACUUUUGUUCGACAGGAUCUUUGCAUUCGCCAUCGGGAACGUCACACCACCCACGGCUCACAGUUGCAGAAACGCGACAACUUUGCUCAAGCCUCUGGCAAUUUGCGAGCAGGACCAUCUCCUCCGCCAGGCCCAACGCAGGAUGAGAAUACUUCGGCUACCAAGGCCUCGCCUAAAAUACGCACAUCAACGUCGACGCAGACCGGUAUUCAUGCAGCCGAAUUCACCUCGACAGAUGUCUCCUACCCGCCUUUGACACCACAAACAGGAUUUGCCAGCGGUGACCCAGGAAUCAGGAGGUCGGAUAGCGCCAGCAGUUAUGUAAUGAGUCCUUCCAAGGCACAGACGGCAAUGUAUACCACUGGAUCUUAUGGCCCUGUAUCCGCAUCGACUUACCAGAAUACCCCAUUCAGCCCAAGCGACCUACGACGGAGUCCGAGUACUACCAAUGCGGGAACGGCCUAUAUGUCUUCUGGUGGGCUAGCCACUAGUCCUCCUCUAGGCUCGACUACGUACAUGUCACAACAGGAUCUAUCCAUGUCGAACCUGGGAUUUUCAAACUCAAACUUGUCUCAAUCAGGUCACUAUGGUCCGGCAGGGCUCAGCGCUAUGGAAAAUUCCGGCAUGGUCUCUGGCUCUGCGGAGAAUGGAGUUGGAGUGGAUUCCUCGUACCCAUACCCCAUCUUUGGUGGAGAGACGUACAAUCGCUCCCCGUUCGCCAUGGGGGACGAUUUUGCUGCCUGGUUGUUCAACGAGCCCACGACGGGAUCGCCGGUAAAUUACUCGAAUAUGAUGGCGGGAUACUCUGAUCCAUCACAGACUCAUGCUCAGUUCGCCGGCAAUGACCCGGCAUACGGCUCCGCUUACCCCAAUGUUAUUCCACAGCAUCCGAUGAGUGUAACGAGUAUCCUCGAUUCGACACCCCCAGAGGCGAUGAUGUCGGAGGAGAAGCGACAAGACGUCCUUCACCUAAUCAGCACGCGAUUCAACGAGACGGCGCAUUCGGCGGUGAAUACGCGCAAGGAGGCACUGAUGGAGGGCGAUAUCGAUGCUGAUAGUCAUAUCUUGAGUCUUCGGAUGAUGCAAACGUAUGUCGGAUCGUACUGGCUCCAUUUCCAUGCGCAACUCCCAAUCUUACACAAGCCUACGUUCGUCGCAGAUCGCACCCCCACGUUACUGCUCCUGUCUCUGAUGGCUAUCGGAGCGGCCACGCUCGAGAAGGCCCACGGACAGCUCGUUACCGAGGCGGCCGCCGAUCUAGCCAACUUUUUGGCGUGGCAUAUCCGAUGGGAGAUUUUCAUGGAUGUCGAUUUUCGGCCACCAGCAAAGCUAUGGGUAUUCCAGACGCUGCUGCUUUUGGAGGUGUACGAGAAGAGUUACUCGACCCGGGCACUGCAUGAACGGGCACAUAUCCACCACGAUACGACAUUGACGCUGAUGCGACGGGGCAGCUCUUUCUUAGGUCGAUCAGCGCUUGAUUCUCCAGCCAGUUAUCGCGAGGGGAAUCAGUCGUCCACGGCCACAUCAGAGACCGGAGUGCGCGAUGAUUCGUGGUCGCAGUGGAUUAGAACCGAAGCGACCAGACGCGUUGCUUUUGGUGCUUUUGUAAUGGACUCGAUUCACGGUACGAUGUUUGGACAUUCUGUCAAGAUGGUUGCACAUGAGCUGCGUCUGCCUCUGCCAUGCGACGAGGCACUGUGGUCUGCCACUAGUGCAGCGGAGGUGUCCCGUAUGCAGACCGUUCUUCAGUCGAACGGGGUCAAGCCGGUUAUGUUCCUGGACGGGUUGAAAAAGACAUUGACAGGACAGAAAGUGCGAACCAAUGGGUUUGGCAGGACCAUUCUUAUGGCCGGCUUACUUAGUGUCAGCUGGCAUAUGAACCAACGUGAUCUGCAGGUCAGCUCUCUGGGUGUUGCUCAAGCACUAGGUGGGCGAGAUAAAUGGCGGGCUUCGCUACUGCGGGCAUUCGAUAAUUGGAAACGGGAUUUCGAUGAAACGCUGGCCGAUUCAGGGUAUCGGGGCGGCUAUAGAAGCUUCUUCCAGCCGCAAUACCACGAAGACGACACCUUCGAGUCCCGCACGGUGCUUCAUCAUCUAGCUCACAUGGUGUCGCAUGUCGAUAUCGUCGACUGCCAGGUCUUCGGCGGAGCAAGUCGCCUGCUGGGACGGUCAAUCACGCCACGGGAUUACAGCACGGCGCGAGAGAAAAUGACAGAACGAUGGGCCACCAAAGCCUCCGCACGGGACGCAACAUUCUACGCUCUGAAGUUUCUGUGUCAAGUAUUACUACCCUCUCACAUAUCUCGCGUUGGUCCAAACGGUAAAUCCAUGGUCAAGCCAGCCGGCUACUCUGCUCGCGAAGACUUUCUACUCCACCGGCCGUGGGUUGUAUACUUGGCGGCCCUGGUUGUCUGGUCGUAUGGGUACGCAUUAGAAGGAGCCAUUCCGUCACCUCCAGAGCUGCCCACUGCCGGCUCGCAGAUCCAAGACAUGCAGCGCUUUCUACAAACGAUCGGGGCAGUCCGCGAACCCAGCGAUCUGGAGCACGUUACGGGCCGCAAUCAAUGCCUCGGGCUGCUGAUGCACCUCCAAGCGAGUUUUCGCGAUACGCGAUGGGAGCUGCUGCACGAGGCGGCGGGGUUGCUGGAACGGUGUAUUGAGAAGCUGAAAACGGUGCAGAGCAUUUUUUAA
This is a messenger RNA of Talaromyces proteolyticus, 2892 nucleotides long. RefSeq names its product putative C2H2 finger domain protein. Gene Ontology annotation, molecular function: RNA polymerase II cis-regulatory region sequence-specific DNA binding; DNA-binding transcription factor activity, RNA polymerase II-specific; zinc ion binding. Gene Ontology annotation, biological process: regulation of transcription by RNA polymerase II; DNA-templated transcription. Gene Ontology annotation, cellular component: chromatin. The record is from RefSeq and is a predicted model, not a curated record. The transcript has 2 exons. The coding region runs from base 1 to 2892 and encodes 963 amino acids. NCBI's taxonomy places the organism in Eukaryota, Fungi, Ascomycota, Eurotiomycetes, Eurotiales, Trichocomaceae.